Sciurus carolinensis (gray squirrel) is the source of this 1017-nucleotide messenger RNA. RefSeq names its product cilia and flagella associated protein 90 (gene Cfap90). The transcript is spliced from 3 exons. The record is from RefSeq and is a predicted model, not a curated record. Bases 300 to 755 code for a protein of 151 amino acids. NCBI's taxonomy places the organism in Eukaryota, Metazoa, Chordata, Mammalia, Rodentia, Sciuridae.
GUGACCUGUGGGUGAAGCAGCACACGCUGCAGGAGCAAAGAUGAAGGAGGGAGGAAAAGGGUGGGCGUGGGCGGUCCCUCUCGGGGAUGAAGUAUGCGGCGGCUUCCGCAGCUGGACCCCUUCCCGGGUGUGACGAGGGGCCGCGGCGCCCCGCCCCCACUCCGCCGGCGGUUCCCCAGGUCUCGUUGCCGAGCCCGGGUUUCCAGGCAACAGACUAACGCGUGCGCUGGGCAACCUGGCCCUAGGGCUUGGACUGUGCCCCUGGGCGGGUGGGACGCACCACGGCUGCGGCAGGGGCGAUGGAUGGGAGCGACAUGGAGGACGAGGAGGAGAUCACAGCCGCAACGCUGCGGGGUAAGCCGCGACCGCCGCCCAUCUCGGCGCUGUCCUCCUUCGCCUACGUCCCGCCGCGGCGCCAGGACCCCAAGGAGCACAGCUACUAUAACCGCCCGAGCAAGACAGGGAUUGUUUCCCUCUAUGACUGUGUCUUCAAGAGGAGAUUAGAUUAUAACCAGAAACUGCACCGGGAUGACAGGGAGCACGCCAAAGGUCUGGGUCUUCAUAUCAACGAGGAGGAACAGGAGAGGCCCGUGGGAGUGCUGAUGUCCUCUGUCUACGGGAAGCGCAUCCACCAGCCGGUGGAGCCCCUGAACCGGGACUACGGCCGCACCAACAACGUGCAUGCCGACUUCUACAGGAAGAACGACAUCCCCAGCCUCAAGGAGCCUGGCUUUGGGCACAUCUCUCCAGCCUGAGGCCGUCCUUGCCAGGGUGCCCAGGUUGUGCAGGGAGGGCAGGGAGGAGGCGACAUCUGAGCGCUCUAGGGCUGCACGGGAUGGUGGGAAGGGCACGCAGGUGAGCAGCCUUCCCUCAGGCUGCCUUGGUGUGGCACCCAGCCAGCACCUUCACCCCGUCCUGAGUGUGUCCACCGUGGGAUGUCCCCCUGAACUUAUCUUGUAUUAAAUGGAGACUGUGACAUUGUGAACACAUGAAUAAAAGGAACACUUGGUCCCUGGA